CUUUUAGUUUAGACCCUGUGGCUGUUUCCAAUUUUCCACUUUCUCUCCAGCUGCUUUUGGGGAGGGGUGCUUUUCCCCUAUUCUCCCCUGCCUUCCCAGUCUGUGUCCUGUCUCCUCCCGCAAAAGCAGUUCCCUACCCUCUGUGGCUUCUCGCUACCCAAAUUCACUUCUCUGCGCCUUGUACCUGCUGAAUUCUGUGGUUAAGGUUGUGCAGAUUGUUGUGUUAAUCCUCCAAUCAGUUUUCUAGGUGUGUAGGAUGGUUUAGUGUUGGUCUGGUUGUAUUUCAUGGAUGAGAGACACAAAAAAACUUCCAUGCUGUUCAGCCAACUUGGCUCCUCCUUGGUUUCUUUUAAAUUAAAUUUUGUUGAAUUCCUUGAUCUCCGGAGGUGUGGCUCUGUGCGCUGCGCUGAGGCUUUGUGGGGGGCCAUCGGCGACCGAAGCACCUCAGCCUGGCUGCUGCCUACCCUCACCCCUUUUGAGGACAGUUCCAAAGGGCCCGGGAAGGCGUCCUGUCACCGCCGUGCCGUCUCCUGGGGAGCCACCCAAACGCUGCGAUGCAGUUGGGCAGCGUGCAGCCUGCAGAUGAAGAAGAGGAGCAGACCUGAGACCAGGGAACAGCUGCAGCAGGUCUCGUGGAGCUCGGCAUGCCCCCCGUGCGGCGCCUCACGAUUGAGGACUUUGAAAUCGGGCGUCCUCUGGGAAAGGGAAAAUUUGGGAACUUGUACCUGGCUCGGCUCAAGGAAAGCCAUUUCCUUGUGGCCCUGAAAGUCAUCUUCAAGUCCCAGAUAGAAAAGGAAGGACUGGAGCACCAGCUGCGCCGGGAAAUUGAGAUCCAGGCACAUCUACAGCACCCCAAUAUCCUAUGCCUAUACAACUACUUCCAUGAUGCAUGCCAGGUGUACCUGAUUCUAGAAUAUGCUCCAAGGAGUGAGCUCUACAAGGAGCUGCAAAAGAGCAACACUUUGGAUGAACAGCACACAGCCAUGAUAAUGGAAGAAUUAGCAGAUGCUCUGACAUACUGCCAUGAGAAAAAGGUGAUUCACAGGGAUAUCAAGCCAGAGAAUCUGCUGCUGGGGUUCAGGGGUGAGGUGAAGAUUACACCCCAUCUCUGAGGUGGACAUCAGGUUUCCUCCGUCAAUACCUUUGGGGGCCCAGGACCUGAUCUCCAAGCUUCUCAGAUACCAGCCUUUGGAGCGGCUGCCUUUGGCGCAGAUCCUGGAGCACCCCUGGGUCCGGGCCCACUCUCAGAGGGUGCUGCCUCCAUCUGUUCAGAUGGAUUCUUGAGCCCUGUCCACACCUGUUUCAUUGCAUUUGUCCAGGGAGCUCUCCUGGCUCUACUAACUUGUCUGUCUUUUGUUUCUUCUAAGAUGCAAGAUACUAAUGAAUAAAAGCUGAGUCAUUUAAAAAAUAAAUAAAAAAUUAAUUAAUUAAUUAGAUUUUGUUUACAAUAUACUUAAAACAAGUCAAAAAGAGGAUAGAAAAAAAGGUGCUUUGCAUUUUAUUCUACUGUUAUUUUUUUAUAUUUGAGUAAUAAUUUGUUUCUUGAAAAUACAUAUUAUAAUUUUUUUUUUCACAAGGGGACCUGUGAGAUAAACACUUAGAAACAAGCUAAUACAUAUUCAUGAUACUUUAGGUGGUUAGUAGAAAAGAGGUUGUCCAAACUAGAGAGCUUCUGUUUUCUUGGUGUCCAAACUACUUUGGCAAGUUUAAGGAAGAUUUUUUGAAGCUUUUUUUUCUGUAAUAAUGUAUUCUCAGUUAAAAACAUCUGACUGAUAUACAAUUUCAUAUUUCCCAAUCACUUAUCCAGAUUUUCACUUUCAUCAGCUGGAUUAAGUUUUCACCGUCCUACUCCUAUUAAAUCUAAGUUAGAACUAUUUAAGAGUGUUUUCAUAGAGGUAGAACAAUAUAAAAUAGUGCUUCUUAAUUUUUUUUUAACAUUUAUUCAUUUUUGAGAGACAGAGACAGAGCACAA
Molecule: messenger RNA, 1972 nt
Organism: Felis catus (domestic cat)
Lineage: Eukaryota; Metazoa; Chordata; Mammalia; Carnivora; Felidae
Product: aurora kinase C-like
Exons: 1
Coding region: 645-1112 (155 amino acids)
Biological process (GO): regulation of cytokinesis; protein phosphorylation; mitotic spindle organization
Cellular component (GO): spindle pole centrosome; spindle microtubule; spindle midzone
Molecular function (GO): protein kinase activity; ATP binding
Source: RefSeq, a predicted model, not a curated record